UCGAAUGAUUAAGAGCAUCACUUUUUUGUGCGCACUACAGUGACAUAUUGUUGAUUCGAUUCAGAGCGUUCAUUAUCGCUGAAAAAUAUCGCUACCUAAAUUUUGUUUAACGAUAAUAUUAUGUUUCAUGUGUUAUUAAUUAAUUUUAUUAUUACAAGUGCUUUCGUGAACGACGCUCAAGAAAUAGUUUGCUCUGAGAAGUCUACCGAAUGCACGAAGAGCGAGAGCGAAGAAAGCAGGGCCUGUCCGCGCAUCAUCAAUCGCGAAGGCUGGGAGGCCCGCCAAGCUCUGAGCUCGACUCUCAUGCCCGAGAGACCGGUUCGCUACGUGGUCGUGCACCACGGAGGCGUGCCCCGUUACUGCUACAACCGAUCGAGCUGCAGCGCCAUCCUACGCUCGUACCAAGACUACCACCUGGACAAUAAUCACUGGUCGGACAUCGGUUAUCAGUUUGUCAUCGGUGAAGAUGGUAACGUGUACCAAGGCCGAGGUUGGGACAAAGUAGGGGCGCACGCGCCCGGUUACAAUAAUCGGAGUAUCGGCAUCUGCGUGAUCGGUGAUUUUACCGAAAGACUACCAAACGCGUUGGCUUUGACGGCUCUGCACAAGCUCAUCGAGUGCGGCAUCGCGAUGAAAAAAUUACGAACUGACUAUCGUGUGAUCGGACACAGACAAGCAAGGAACACCCAGUGUCCGGGCAAUGCUUUUUACCAGUACGUCAGAAAAAUGCCCAACUGGAUGAACAGUCCUGAUUUAUUAUUAUCUAAUUAGAACUGAUAGCACUACCGCAGUAAGUGUUGAAUUUACACGUGAAAUAGUUACGAACAUUAAUGUUCACAAGUGUUUUUGCGUACUAUAAUCAUGCUUGUAAUUUUAAUAAAUAAAAUGUGUACAAGAAAAAUUUCAAAUUGAUUCCAUGCACUAGUAACGUAUCAUUACUUAAAGGAAGAAAUAAACUAAUGAUCUUUAA
Molecule: messenger RNA, 970 nt
Organism: Trichogramma pretiosum
Lineage: Eukaryota; Metazoa; Arthropoda; Insecta; Hymenoptera; Trichogrammatidae
Product: peptidoglycan-recognition protein 2-like
Exons: 3
Coding region: 121-771 (216 amino acids)
Biological process (GO): peptidoglycan catabolic process; innate immune response
Molecular function (GO): peptidoglycan binding; zinc ion binding; N-acetylmuramoyl-L-alanine amidase activity
Source: RefSeq, a predicted model, not a curated record